Parnassius apollo (apollo) is the source of this 294-nucleotide messenger RNA. The record is from the annotation of a GenBank genome assembly. Lineage: Eukaryota; Metazoa; Arthropoda; Insecta; Lepidoptera; Papilionidae.
AUGGCGGAAGAGGAACCAAUGCCUUCCACAUCAUCAGGCUACACUGGCGACAUGUUCAUUAAUCGAGAAAUGGAUUUCUUGAGUAAUGAUUCUGUCCAAGAUCCACAUUUCGAACUCCCUAAUACAGCAGCAGAUUCGUCGACAUCUAGUGAUAUAUCGUGUCGUCCGGGUACUGACCGAAGAACCAACACGCCACAGGCGGUUGAACAAUCUCUAAAAAAAAAGUAUUUACAUCACGAAACAGGAAAAGAAAAAUGUGAUACUCAAGUAAAUAAAAAUGACAGUACUGUGUAA